This is a messenger RNA of Megalobrama amblycephala (Wuchang bream), 1009 nucleotides long. RefSeq names its product formin-like protein 20. The coding region runs from base 122 to 970 and encodes 282 amino acids. Gene Ontology annotation, cellular component: extracellular region. The record is from RefSeq and is a predicted model, not a curated record. NCBI's taxonomy places the organism in Eukaryota, Metazoa, Chordata, Actinopteri, Cypriniformes, Xenocyprididae. Gene Ontology annotation, molecular function: peptidase inhibitor activity. The transcript has 3 exons.
UUUCUCAGCGAUUUUUGUUGUGGGGUUUAGUAGCACGUGUUUUCUGUGCCUCGUGAUUCCUCCUGAUUUAUUAAUCCAGUGUGUUUUCUAGCAGAGUUCAUUGAGCUCGCAGGUCGAGAGGAUGACAGCUCGAGUGUUCUGCUUAUUGAGUGCUCUUUUGUUGUGUCUGUCUGCAUGUUUGAGCACAACAGAUGCUGUAGUCGUAGCAGCAAAGCCAGGAGAGUGUCCAAGCAAAAUAUCUGGAGUGAGAAAGUGUGGCGAGUUGUGUUCGUGUGACCAUGACUGUCCGAACAAUGAGAAAUGCUGCAGCAAUGGAUGUGGACAUCAGUGUAUGCCUCCAUAUUCAGUGAAGCCUGCCGCCGAGCCGCCCAAGCCUCCAGUGAAGCCUGCCGCCGAGCCGCCCAAGCCUCCAGUGAAGCCUGCCGCCGAGCCUCCCAAGCCUCCAGUGAAGCCUGCCGCCGAGCCUCCCAAGCCUCCAGUGAAGCCUGCCGCCGAGCCGCCCAAGCCUCCAGUGAAGCCUGCCGCCGAGCCGCCCAAGCCUCCAGUGAAGCCUGCCGCCGAGCCGCCCAAGCCUCCAGUGAAGCCUGCCGCCGAGCCGCCCAAGCCUCCAGUGAAGCCUGCCGCCGAGCCGCCCAAGCCUCCAGUGAAGCCUGCCGCCGAGCCGCCCAAGCCUCCAGUGAAGCCUGCCGCCGAGCCGCCCAUGCCUCCAGUGAAGCCUGCCGCCGAGCCGCCCAUUCCUCCAGUGUGUGGCGGAAGCUGUCCUCAAACUCCCCAUCAAGGUGGCGGUGACGACGGAAGAGGACGAGGCCACGGUGGAAAAAAACGAGGCCACGGUGGAAAAAAACGAGGCCACGGCGGAAAAAAACGAGGCCACGGCGGAAAAAGACGAGGCCACGGCGGACAUGGGCAAGGCCAUAAACACGACUGUGAUGGGACUGAGGGACAAUGUGAUGGCAAAUGUCAGUCGUAGUGUUUUGUUUUAUCACCAAAUAAAUCUUUAUUCAAUGUC